AUGGUGUUCUUUGUUCAGAGCGAUCAUGUACCGUUGUUGGAAGUUUACAGAGACUCAGAGGAAAUUGGAACGCAUCAGCCUUACAAAGUGUUUGAAAUCUUGCAGUGCAGCUAUGUAAUUGGCGUGGUGGCGAAUUAUGGUGCGUUUUCGAUCGGAUUUGAACAUGAAGAUGGGGAUGCUUUGCAGCUGGUCGUAUUGUCCCCGGAAGAGAAAAAUUCGUGGUUGGAAAGAUUGCAGUGCAAACUUUUGGCCAUGCACUCUCUUCAGGUAAUAGUAAUUAUUAUUCUUUAAUA
This is a messenger RNA of Soboliphyme baturini, 293 nucleotides long. The record is from the annotation of a GenBank genome assembly. NCBI's taxonomy places the organism in Eukaryota, Metazoa, Nematoda, Enoplea, Dioctophymatida, Soboliphymatidae.